CUCUCAUGUUGAUGUUUGUUGUUUGCGAGGGUGGCAGGCAGGCAGCAGCGUCGUGUGUGGAGAAGGACACAAUGUGAGCGGAGGGGCUGUGGAUCGGCCUGCCAGCACGCUUCACUAUCGGAGGGGGAGGAAUCGGCAACUUUUACCCCCCCUAGAAUACGAGACUGGAAGGCAAACGUUUUCCGAUGAUCGCCGGCCAUAUGGAUGUAAGGUCCCCGCUCGGCGGCGCGCACAGACGCGGGCUGUGGUGGUGAACGACGGCCGGUGGGGAUGCUGCUGGAGCCCGUCUAGAGAGCCGCUCUGGAUUUACACACAUUUCUUUUUUCUUUCUCCUUUUUUUUUAUUUAUUUUUUUCUCCUUAAAUAAAAGGCAACUUGUUCGGCGACGUGCCAAUUUCCAAACUCCUCAAAUGUGCCUUUCAACUUGUCCAAAAUGGUCUUCUCGGUGUGCCCCUCGGCUCGGAACCAGCCUGGAUAAGGAGCGGAGCGGCUAGGCGACAACACCCCGACACGACGCGCGGCGGAGCGGCGCUUCUUCCCCUCGAGGCUCCUCUGGCCCGGGAUUUAUUCCAGCUGUGGGGAUUAUAAACGGGGAUUGAUGCAUCUCGGGGUGUCUGAGUCCAUGAGAGAGUGCGAGUACAGCCAGAUCAGCACUCGCAGCUCCACACCGAUGGAGACCCCCUUCAAGAAGAGGAGCCCGAAGAAGAGGAAGUGGGAGGCCUUCCCGGGUCGGAAUAAAUUCUACUGCAAUGGCAGGAUUAUGAUGGCCAAGCAGACUGGGGUCUUCUACCUCACCCUCGUCCUCAUUCUAGUGACUUGUGGACUUUUCUUCACCUUUGAUUGUCCGUUCCUGGCCUCUCACCUGACCCCGGUCAUCCCCGUCAUAGGAGGCGUGCUCUUUCUGUUCGUGCUGGGGACCCUCCUGAGAACCAGCUUCAGUGACCCUGGAGUGCUGCCCAGGGCCACCCCAGAUGAAGCCGCUGACCUGGAAAGGCAGAUCGACGUGGCUAAUGGCACCACGGGCUACAGGCCUCCUCCCAGGACCAAGGAGGUGGUCAUCAACGGCCAGACAGUCAAACUGAAGUAUUGCUUCACAUGCAAAAUCUUCAGACCACCUCGUGCCUCCCAUUGCAGUCUCUGUGACAACUGUGUGGAGCGAUUCGACCACCACUGUCCGUGGGUGGGGAACUGCGUGGGAAGGAGGAACUACCGUUUCUUCUACAUGUUCAUCCUCUCGCUCUCCUUCCUCACCAUCUUCAUCUUCGCCUUCGUCAUCACGCACAUCAUUUUACACUCGCAUCAAAAUGGGUUCCUCAAUGCACUUAAAGACAGUCCGGCCAGCGUGCUGGAGGUGGUGGUGUGUUUUUUCUCCGUCUGGUCCAUAGUGGGACUCUCAGGCUUCCACACGUACCUGAUCAGCUCCAACCAGACCACCAAUGAAGAUAUUAAAGGCUCGUGGUCGUCUAAAAGAGGGAAGGACAACUACAACCCCUACAGCCAUGGCAAUAUAUUCAGUAACUGCUGUGCGGCGCUGUGCGGACCUCUGCCGCCGAGUCUUAUCGACAGACGGGGCUUUAUCCAAGCAGACGCCCCGCAGCUGGCACCACCGACCAACGGCAUCACCAUGUACGGGGCCACCCAGUCCCAGCAGAGCCACAUGGCCGCCGCCACGCCCCUCCUCCAGCAGCAGAGCAGCGAGCCAGUCAUCCUGACGGCCUCCCCCGAGAACGGAGGGGCCCUGCCGGGCCGCGCCUCGCUGGUGCUGGGGGGCCCGUGCGCCUCGCUGCCCCUGGGCCAGCCCACCCCUCCGACGUCCACCCCCAGCCUCAGCUGCCACGAGGUGACGGACAUGCUGCCCAUGCACGCGCACGGCCACGCGCACAACCACGGCCACCCACUGCAGGAGCCCCUGGCGCACCACCACUUCCUGACGCCGGAGGAGGUGCCGUCGCCGCCCGGCAUGCUGCACUGCGGCAGCCCGCUGGGCCACAGCCACACGGCGCAGGCCGGCUUCUACAACCCCGCCAGCCAGGACUCGCUGCACGAGGACUCGGUCAGAGGACUGGUGAAGCUCAGCUCCGUCUGACGGCGGCGCCUUGCCCCGCCCCCGCCCUCCCCGCCCCCGCCCAAACACGACAACGCCCACUUCGGCUCAGCUGACCUUCCCCUUCGGCUCCGGGCUGCGGGGUUGAACUGAGCCGCUACGUGGAGCUGGAGUAAACCGGAGUGAAGCCAACGUCUUGCCAAACCUGCCUGCUGAAACAUGGAGACAAAGUUUUGCGUCGAUCGGUGUGAUCCAGGGCGGGGAGGUGUCACCGUUCCAAGUGAUGUUUGUCUAGAAGCCAUUUCAAGCAAAAAAAAAAAAAGAAGGAAAAAAGAUAAACUAGAGCGUGUUUUGAGAGAAUGUGACAUUUUGAGGUCAGAAGGUGUUUCUGUCAGUGGAUCACAAGCCUGACACUGUUUUUUUUUUUUUUUGUAAAACGAACUUGAGCCUUCUUGCCUGUUGCUGAUUGGACCGUGUCUUUUGCCUUUUUUUUUUUUGUUUUUUGUUUUUGUUUUUUGGGGGGAUAUUCUCAGCAGUGCAAUGGUUGGUGUCUUCAUGUUGCAUAUCGUCUUGCUAUUUCUAUGUAAAAACAAAAGAAAAAAAAGCGAGACUGUUGUAUCGUACCAUGGUUAUUACAACUCUUACAAAUUAUUAUAUUUCCUGUGGAUAUUAAUAAAACACCGACUUUUUAUC
This is a messenger RNA of Salarias fasciatus (jewelled blenny), 2736 nucleotides long. It is a transcript of the gene zdhhc14, whose product is annotated as zDHHC palmitoyltransferase 14. Bases 598 to 2085 code for a protein of 495 amino acids. Gene Ontology annotation, cellular component: Golgi apparatus; endoplasmic reticulum. NCBI's taxonomy places the organism in Eukaryota, Metazoa, Chordata, Actinopteri, Blenniiformes, Blenniidae. Gene Ontology annotation, biological process: peptidyl-L-cysteine S-palmitoylation; protein targeting to membrane. Gene Ontology annotation, molecular function: protein-cysteine S-palmitoyltransferase activity. The transcript has 10 exons. The record is from RefSeq and is a predicted model, not a curated record.